AUGGAGGGGUUCUUCCUCCGCUGGAUGGUGAGAUUUGUCGCCAACCUACACAUCGUUUUGCGGGGAUUUCCCGUCCAGGUAUCUCACCGGCACGCUUUUAAGCUCCCGCCUUGUCUUCAGAAAUGUGAUGGAGUGGUGUGUGUGUGUGUGUGUGUGUGUGUAUGUGUGUUUGAAGAAGAGAUAAACUUCGCGCCUUCCUCCACACUCGAGGACAGAGCGACGAAUGGCUUCACAGUCGCACUGGUCCGUGCGCUCGAACGGAUCGUUGUGGAACGAAUCGCGUGGUCGUUGGCGAAGCGCGGCGGGACAACUCGUGGUGGCUCGUGUUCAUUCGUGUUGCCCGCCCGUGUGUUGCGGGCUGUGUUUUGCCGGAGUGGAUCGCGUCGCUGUGCGUCUCGAGUUCUCGUCGGGAAACCAAAAACGGGGCUUAUUUAUUGA
Molecule: messenger RNA, 438 nt
Organism: Gryllus bimaculatus (two-spotted cricket)
Lineage: Eukaryota; Metazoa; Arthropoda; Insecta; Orthoptera; Gryllidae
Source: the annotation of a GenBank genome assembly